CCCCGGCGGCCAGACGAGAUGACGGACUGCACCGACUCGCCGUCUUGCCGUGCUGGAGCAGGCGCGCCCGUGCUGGAGCGGCCAGACGAGAUGAAGGGCACGAACGGCGACGGAGCAGGCGCGCUGUGCCAGUACCAGCACGGCGGCCCCGCCAGGGCACCGCGGCUGGGGCUCGAGAUCCGCGAGCCCUUCCUGCGUCUGAUCACGUCCAUGCGAGCCGCGCUCAACCCCGCCGCCGACGACAGAGGCGCCGGCCCAGAGGGGGAGGGGGCGCCAGCGGGGAAGAAUCAGGGCCAGAGACGGCUGAGCCGGGUGGGACUGCGGGCGCUCCAAAUCGGCGACAGCAAGAUCGCUCGAACGGACGAGUUCGACAUAGCGGCCAAGUUCCAGUACAAGAAGCCCAAGAAGAUCGUGCUCCAGCUGCACCGGGCCGACGCCUUGGUCAAGAUCCACAUCCUCUGGUCCAACAUCCUGGCCAUGUCGGCGCGCUUCGACGACGCCAGAUUCGACACGCUGAGGAUCCAGGUCAAAUGCGCGUCCGAGCGGUACAGUGCUAUUCAGCCUCCAGCAGCAAGCAGAAUGCAUCUCCGAUGGCAGCGCUGCAACGAUGUUAUUCCAAGGACCUUUUUGCUCUGGUUUGACAAGGGGACGCUGGAGAGGGGCUACGGCAAGAUGAUGUACGCCGACCCUUCGCUGCUUCUACUGCCGUCGCCCCCUCCGGGACAAGGAGAGGAGGGGGAGGAAGAAGCCCCGUCCCCACCAUUCCUCUUUGGCGCGACGCCGAGCACGAUGAUGAUGACAGGCUCAGCAAACACAGGUAAACAGCUAAAAUUCUGGUCAUUCUCCAAGACUCCCAAGUGAUCGGAGGCUGUCUGCUCGGCG
Molecule: messenger RNA, 882 nt
Organism: Aegilops tauschii subsp. strangulata
Lineage: Eukaryota; Viridiplantae; Streptophyta; Magnoliopsida; Poales; Poaceae
Source: RefSeq, a predicted model, not a curated record